AUGGCGUCACUGUCUCCACGGGGGUAUGCCAUUCUCGAAAGUGACCACAGUCAGGAGAGUGGCCACACCGGGGUCACCAUGGUUACUCCAGGAGUGACUCCCGAUAAACCCCGGAACCUGGACCGGGAGAUCGAGAUCAAGUACGAGCGUAUCAGGAACCCAUGCGUAUUGAGCUGGAGCGACCUGAGCUACACUGUCAAGGGCAAGAAAACUCCGGAGUUACCAUGGGGCACAAAGACUAUCCUGGACCGUGUUAGCGGCCGCUGCGCUCCCGGCGAGCUCACGGCCAUCAUGGGCCCGUCCGGUUCGGGCAAAACUACGCUUGUAGACAUGUUGGCCGACCGCAUCAGCUCCGGCGAAGUGUCCGGCGCGAUCGAAGUCAACGGCGUAGAGCGAGACUCUAAGACGUUCCGGGCCGUGACCAGCUACGUGGCCCAAGAGGACUCGUUGCUGGGCUCAUUUACAGUAACCGAGACCAUGCGGAUGGCGGCCAAACUCAGUCUACCUAACACCGUCACGUCUCAUGAGAUUGAGAUCCGAGUGGAGAAUGUCAUGGACGCCAUGGGGCUGGGCACGGCCAGUGAUACCCUGGUCGGCGACAUCUUUCGCAAGGGCUUAUCGGGUGGCCAGAAGCGUCGCCUGAGUAUCGCCAUUGAGCUACUAUCCAACCCGAGUAUUCUCAUCCUGGACGAGCCGACCAGCGGUCUGGAUUCCAGUGCCGCUCACAAUGUCAUGAAGUUCAUCGUCAAGCUUUGCGGAGAAGGGAAGACUGUGGUCUGUACGAUUCACCAACCGUCGUCGCUGGUGUACGAGAUGUUCUCCAACGUGAUCGUCCUGUCGGCCGGCCAGACGGUGUACUGUGGCCCGCGGGCCAAGAUGAUCCCACACUUCGCCGCCGCAGGCCACAGCUGUCCCACCUACAUGAACCCGGCCGAGUACUUUAUCAGUCUGGUCAACACAGAUUUCGAGGACCAUGUCGAAGUACUUACGCUUACUCAAAGAAGGAUCAUUCGAGACAGAAGUACACUCAAACACCUACCGGACAUUAGAAAACGGCCGCCGUCGGCUCUGCGCCAGUUCAGCGUUCUCAUGUACCGCAACACGCUCAACAACAUCCGCAACCCCGGAAUCUACUGGAUUCGGUUGUUCAUGUACUUCUGCUUGAGCUUCAUGGCGUUCCUGGUGUUCAUGUCUGUGGCCGUCCUACCGUUCUUCAUCGAGCAACGUGCAGUAUUCGCUCGUGAACGUGCCAACAGUUCGUUGAGUGUGGUGAGCUACGUGUGCGCCAACUUCUUGGCUACACUUCCGGGCAUCUUCCUGAUUGCAGCGAUGUCGACGGCUUUGGUGGUUCUUCUGGCCGAUCUGAACGCCAUCGAGUAUUUCUUGCUGAACCUGUUCCUGUCAUUGGUAGUGUCCGAGUCGAUGAUGCACGUGAUCGGAGCUGCCGUCCCGCACUAUAUUAUCGGUAUCGCGUUGGGUGCCGGCGUGUUCGGUAUGUUCAUGUUGUGUGAGGGUUUCAUGGUUCCUCGUGACUCGAUCCCGGACUACUGGAUCUGGGGCUACUACCUGGCGUUCCACUCGUACUCGUUCGAGUCGUUCGUGUUCAAGCAGUUCGAGAACGAGACGUCAGACGCGGCCAAGGCUAUCUUGGUGAAAUACGGCAUGGAGGACGUGGACGUCUCCCGAGAUAUGAUGCUUUUGAUCGUGUAUAUCGUGGGCUUCCAGGCCAUUUUCGCGGCCAUCCUGUGGAUAUUCCACACAGGUCGUCGCUGA
Messenger RNA from Phytophthora infestans T30-4, 1773 nucleotides. Its product is annotated as ATP-binding Cassette (ABC) Superfamily. The transcript is spliced from 3 exons. NCBI's taxonomy places the organism in Eukaryota, Oomycota, Peronosporomycetes, Peronosporales, Peronosporaceae. Gene Ontology annotation, molecular function: ABC-type transporter activity; ATP hydrolysis activity; ATP binding. The coding region runs from base 1 to 1773 and encodes 590 amino acids. Gene Ontology annotation, cellular component: membrane. The record is from RefSeq and is a predicted model, not a curated record.